Diversispora eburnea is the source of this 699-nucleotide messenger RNA. NCBI's taxonomy places the organism in Eukaryota, Fungi, Glomeromycota, Glomeromycetes, Diversisporales, Diversisporaceae. The record is from the annotation of a GenBank genome assembly.
AUGUCUGAUCUAUCUAGCUUAACCGAUUCAUCAGCAGAGUUGACACGGUCAAAAUUAUCAGAAAUCGAGGUAAGUAAAGAAGCCUCACCGGAAACCGAGGUAAGUGCACCUUCUGAAACCAAGCAAAGCACAGAACCCAAAACUCAUAAAACACUAACUCCUGAAUAUUUGGAGUGGGAAGCUGAAAUUACUGUAGCGCCAGGUAUUUCGAUAGAUGAGAUUCGUCCUAAGUUAUGUAAACGUUAUAAGGAAGAAACCGGCCUUGAUCCUUGGAUAAACUUUGAUUCUUCACAAAUAAUGACAAAUAUACAACCCAAAAUUAAUUUACCAGAAUUGGUGUGGCAACGAUUUGAAGUUCUUUGGGAUGCAUUCUACAAUUUAUCUAAGAAAAAUCGUAAAUUUCAGGAAAAAUGUAUCCUAAUAGCUCAAGUAUUACUUGGAGAAAAGCCGAUAAUUGAGUAUCUUGCAUUAGAAGUACAAGGGGCUCAGCAUCGGCUUCAUAGCACUAGCUGGUAUAAAGAUGUCAAAAAACUUGAGGAUGUUGUAAAUCGUGAUCGGAAAAAAAGAUGUAUAUGUCAAAAUAACGGAAUCUUCCUUCUUGAGAUAUGGUAUGAUGAAAAACCAGAAAUUGUUAUUCCAGAGAGGAUACAAAAAAUCAAGGGUUUUGUUAAUCAAGCGUUUAAAAUUUUCGACCUAUAA